AUGACCCGUACCAAACGAAAACACCUACUGCGUGCUCUCAAGCGUGAUGGCCCCCUGCCCCUGGGUGGCCCUGAUCGAUUAACUAUGGGUAACUCCAUCAAUCGUCAGGGUCAUAAGGGGGCUUGUGCGGUCGUCCAACCAGCCCUUAAGACAGUGACUUGCAUCGAUGGACGAUCUGAGAGCCCCCUGUCUCUGGGUAGCACUGAUUUGCUUGCAAGGCGUAAAGCCAACAACCAUCAGGGUUAUAAGGAGGCUUGUGUGGUUUCUCUUCCAAUCAACAAAGAUGCAAGCUUGCCUGCUACCGGCCCCCUACCUACAAGCAGCCCGGACAUCCUCGAAAAGUGUCAGGACAACAAACCUCAGCUCCACCAAAAAAGACGUGCAGUGUCUUCUUCUACGGCACGAGCAAUGUCCCACAGAGUCCACAAACCUUGA
Puccinia graminis f. sp. tritici CRL 75-36-700-3 is the source of this 435-nucleotide messenger RNA. RefSeq lists its product as uncharacterized. The record is from RefSeq and is a predicted model, not a curated record. Lineage: Eukaryota; Fungi; Basidiomycota; Pucciniomycetes; Pucciniales; Pucciniaceae. The transcript has a single exon. The coding region runs from base 1 to 435 and encodes 144 amino acids.